ACAAAUUAGACACAUCAUUGAGUUUGAAACCAUAUCCACACCCUGCAAUUUGGCAAGUUAAAGGCAGAGCAUUGGGAACAGUUUCCAAUAUCUCUCUCGUUUUCUGUGAAUCUUCCAUAUGCAGAACAUAUUCAUAUAGAUUGAAGAAGUUGAAUACUGUGGCUUCCAGUACAAAAUGGAUACAACAUUGAAACACCCAUUGUUUUUGAUAAUACUCAGUGCUAUGCCAUGUUUUGGUGGAAUAACCAGCAAGUAUGUGAGAAAAACUGAAGCAUCAGUUGACAUGCCCAUGGAUAGUGAUGUUUUCAGCAUUCCACAAGGCUAUAAUGCUCCUCAACAGGUCCAUAUUACUCAAGGAGACCAUGUGGGUAGGGGUGUAAUUGUGUCAUGGGUUACACCCUCUGAGCCUGGGUCCAAUACUGUUCUUUAUGGCACUCAGCAAUCGAAGUAUAAAUAUUCAGCAGAGGGGAUUGUUACCACCUACAAGUUUUAUAACUAUACAUCAGGCUACAUUCAUCAUUGUACAUUGAAGAAACUCAAGUAUGACACCAAAUAUUUUUACAAGACUGGAUUGGGAAACACAACGCGCGAGUUUUCAUUCUCAACCCCACCAAGAAUUGGUCUGGACACACCGUAUACAUUUGGUCUCAUUGGAGAUCUUGGUCAAACAUAUGACUCAAAUAGGACCUUUCAGCACUACUUGAAGACAAAAGGACAGGCAGUUCUAUAUGUAGGAGAUCUUUCUUAUGCAGAUAAGCAUCCAUUGCAUGACAAUAGGAGGCGGGACAGUUGGGGACGAUUUACGGAAAAAAGCAUGGCUUACCAACCUUGGAUAUGGACAACAGGAAAUCAUGAUAUUGAUUUUGCUCCUGAAAUUGGAGAAAUACAACCUUUUAAAGCAUACAUGCAUAGAUAUCAUGUCCCAUAUCGGUCCUCAGGAAGCUCAUCUCCAUUUUGGUACUCAAUUAAGCGUGCAUCAGCUUACAUCAUCGUUCUCUCCUCAUACUCAGCCUAUGCAAAAUUCACUCCCCAGUAUCUGUGGCUUAAGGAAGAGCUUCCAAAGGUUAACAGAUCAGAAACUCCAUGGUUGUUUGUUAUCAUGCACUCACCAGUGUACACUAGCAAUACUAAACACUACAUGGAAGGAGAGAGUAUGCGAGUCCAAUUUGAAUCAUGGUUUACAGAUUACAAAGUUGACAUUGUUUUUACUGGUCAUACUCAUGCCUAUGAGAGAACAAAGCGGGUGUCAAAUGUGGAUUAUAACAUAACGAAUGGGGAGUGCAGACCUGUGUUCAAUUCAUCUGCUCCAGUGUACAUUACUAUAGGUGAUGGAGGAAAUAUAGAAGGCCUUGAUACAGUGUAUCUAGACCCUCAACCUGAAUACUCAGCAUUCAGGGAAGCAAGUUUUGGCCAUGCAAUCUUAGAGAUAAAAAAUCGAACACAUGCUUACUACUAUUGGCAUCGUAAUCAGGACGGAGAUGCUGUAGUGGGUGAUACCCAAUGGUUCUACAAUAGGUAUUGGUAUCCUCACAAUGAACCUACAUCAGAAAUCUAAACCUAAUUGUCACAUCCCUGCAAACUCUAUAUUUUCUUUCUGUAUUACCGUCCCAAUGUAAUUUGGACUAAGGCAGGGACUUUCACACCGAAAUUGUAAUCAUCUCUAUGUUUUUGAAUGUUUGUACGGACUUAUUGAUUAAUGCUAUAGAUUCAGUACUUUAAUUGUUAACUGUUGCAAUUGCCAGGUAAUUGAAAGUUGAAUUAAUUA
Cryptomeria japonica (Japanese cedar) is the source of this 1765-nucleotide messenger RNA. RefSeq names its product purple acid phosphatase 2. The record is from RefSeq and is a predicted model, not a curated record. The coding region runs from base 176 to 1555 and encodes 459 amino acids. Gene Ontology annotation, molecular function: metal ion binding; acid phosphatase activity. NCBI's taxonomy places the organism in Eukaryota, Viridiplantae, Streptophyta, Pinopsida, Cupressales, Cupressaceae. The transcript has 8 exons.